GAGUUGCUGCUACAAAAACGGGGAGCGUUCAGCCAUUACUCCGCGAUGGUGACUGCGGGAGGCUCUACGUAACCAUCUAACGCGACCAAACUUGGAUUUACGGAGCUCACCUUUGCGCCCAGGUGUCUCUAUAAGGGCGUUUCUACCUCCUGCCUCCCGCAGCGGUUUCAGCUACGUUUCUCAGUCCUGUAGUUGGGUGUAGUAUUACUUUUGGGUUGUUUGUGUUCAGAUGACGGCGCAGGUAGACUACCUGGUGGUGGUUUUCACCACCACAUCUGGCGCGAGCGGAGAGCUGCUGGGGUCUGAUGAGAAGGAGCUUGUGCAGUUGGUUUGGCAGCUGGUGGAUGUAAAGAACAAAACGUUGGGCAAGGUGAAUGAGCUCCUCAUUAAGCCCGACCUCUCAGACCUGUCGGAGGAAAAGGUGGAGGAAGAUGUUGUGGAGGAAAGCAAAGAGGAGCAGAAUGGGGAAGGGGCAGACUGUGUUUACACAGCGACGAGUCUGGAUGGUGCUUUAAACACGUUUAAUCUACAGCUGACGAACGAGGUGAACAGUGUGGGCGCGGGCACGUCGUUGUGUUUGUGUACAGACGGGCAACUACACAUUCGUCAAGUGAUUCACCCUGAGGCUGCAAGCAAGAGCCUCCUGGUCCCAGAUUGUUUCUACUCAUUCUUUGACCUUAGGAAGGAGUUCAGGCACCACUUCCUGUCCUCUGACCUCAAGACUCUGAAUUCACAUGUCAUGGCAGAGUCUCUCGGUAUACCUGUGGAAGCUUCAGCCACGUGGGAUCCUUCGGCCACUCAGGAGCCGCUGGUGGCUUUGCCCGCGGAGGUGGCCGUGGAGCAGGUCCGGCUUAUGGCCAGCAUCGUUCUCACGCUCCUCUCUGAACCAUUUUCUCACGUGUUUUCUAACCCAGAAAGAGUGAGCGAGAGGUUUGAAAGUGGCACCUGCAGUAAGAUGGAGAAAGUGUGCGACGGCACCGUGAUCAGAGCCAGAGGGUUGCCAUGGCAGUCCUCUGACCAGGACAUUGCUCGAUUCUUCAGAGGCCUCAAUAUUGCCAAAGGAGGGGCAGCGCUGUGUCUCAACGCUCAGGGAAGGAGGAACGGUGAAGCACUUGUUCGUUUUGUCAGUGAAGAACAUCGAGACCUGGCUCUGCAGAGGCACAAGCACCACAUGGGCAACAGAUACAUCGAGGUUUAUAAAGCAACAGGAGAAGACUUCCUGAAGAUCGCAGGAGGCACCUCCAACGAGGCGGCCAUGUUCCUGUCACGCGAGGACCAGAUCAUCGUGAGGAUGCGAGGCCUUCCUUUUAACGCCACGCACGAUCAGGUGCUGGCGUUCUUCUCGCCGGGAGACGGGCCACAGGAAGCGUGUCCGAUCAGCGGCGGGAAGGACGGCAUCCUGUUUGUGCGCUACCCGGACGGGCGUCCCACCGGAGACGCUUUCGUGUUGUUCGCGUGCGAGGAGCACGCCCAGUGCGCUCUGAGGAAACACAAGGAAAUCCUGGGGAAGAGAUACAUCGAGCUGUUUAAGAGCACGGCAGCAGAGGUGCAGCAGGUUCUGAACCGGUACUCGUCAGCCCCUCUGAUCCCUGUGGCCCCAGCCCCCCUGGUUUCCAUGCUGCCCACAGUCUCUCUCCUGCCCCCUCCUGGUGGUGUGAGGGAUUGCCUGAGGCUGAGAGGGCUGCCAUACACAGCCAGCAUAGAGGACAUCCUCACCUUCCUGGGCGAGUUCACGCAAGACGUGAGACCACACGGCGUGCACAUGGUGCUCAACCAGCAGGGCCGUCCAUCCGGGGACUGCUUCAUCCAGAUGGUUUCAGCGGAGCGGGCGCUUCAGGCCUCGCAGCGGCUUCACAAGCACAUGAUGUCCAGCCAGCGCGGCGCCAACAGCCGCUACGUGGAGGUGUUUCCCUGCAGCCAGGAGGAGAUGGGCCUGGUGCUGAUGGGAGGCUCGCUGUCACACACGCAUGCACACACACACACCCGGAGCAGGAGUGGGACAGGGCUCAGCCCGCCGCCAUGUAAGUCCAGACGUUUGUCUCCACCGUCGUACUCCUUCACGCCUCUUCCACCUGUCCUGUCCACAGAGGCUGCUGCUCUUUACCCCCCCAUCGGGCAGAUGCUGUUGACCCCUCGACCCCUCCCGCCUGGACACGCCUUCUACCCUGCCUCAGCUCAGCUGUACAUGAACUACACCACUUACUACCCCAGUCCUCCAGGCUCUCCUACGACUUUAGGUUAUUACCCCGCCCACUCGUCCUCGGGAGGGUUGGUGCGGAUGCCGGCGCUGUCGUACGGCGGCAGCGGAGUAAAAGACCUCAUUAGUGCAAUGCAAGGAUACCAGUACGCUCCCGAGGAUGCCCUCGUCCACGCUCAUGGGUCCAUGCACGCUCACGACCCAGCCAGGACGUUGCUAACGCAGCCCAAAGAAUGGAGUCCCAUGGAGACCGUUUCCCUCCUGAGCAGCGGUCUGAUUGGUCAGUCCAGCGGUGGAGACGCUCCUCUCAUGUCCCUCCCAGCUCUCAUGACCAAGCCAGCAGGACAAGAGUACCUGGAUCUGACCCUACUGUAGCACAAACACCAGAAAAAGUCACGUGACGAAUUUUUGUAUGUGUCAAGGACUCGUUAGCUGUUUUUAUAAAUGGUCUUUUAGUUGUAUUAUUUAUAUCUUUAGAUAGAGAAAUAAAUGUAUUUUAUACCAAAUUUAUUGCAACCUUAGCCAACAAAAUGUUUUUAUAUUGCACAGUCUUAUUUUAAAAGCUUUAUAGAGAUUUUUUAAACCUGAUGUGUUGUUUUCACUAUGAAACGUUCGUCAGCCAAACUAGAAGAAUCAUCUUUCCUGUGUGUGUGUGUGUGUGUGUGUGUGUGUGUGUGUGUGUGUGUGUGUGUGUGUGUGUGUGUGUGUGUGUGUGUGUGUGUGUGUGUGUGUGUGUGUGUGUGUGUGUGUGUGUGUGUGUGUGUGUGUGUGUGUGUGUGUGUGUGUGUGUGUGUGUGUGUGUGUGUGCGUGUGCGUGUGUGUGUGCGUGUGUGUGUGCGUGUGCGUGUGCGUGUGUGAGCGGGUGUGUGUGUAUGCGAGCAUGUGCGUGAGAGCGUGUGUGUGUUUGUGCGCGAGCGUGUGUAUGCAAGCGUGUGCGUGAGAGCGUGUGUGUGUGUGUAUGCGAGCAUGUGUGUGUGGGUGCGAGCGUGUGUGUGUGUGCGUGAGAGUGUGUGUGUGUGUGUGUGUGUGUGUGUGUGUGUGCGAGUGUGUGUGUGUGUGUGUGUGUGUGUGUGUGUGUGUGCGAGUGUGUGCGUGAGAGCGUGUGUGUGUGUUUAUGCGAGCAUGUGUGUGUGGGUGAGAGCGUGUGUGUGCGUGUGCGUGUGUGUGUGUGUGUCUGUGUGAGCAUGUAUGCGAGCGUGUGUGUGUGUGUAUGAGAGCGUGUGUGUGUAUGUGCGUGAGAGUGUGUGUGUGUGUGAGUGUGUGCGUGAGAGCGUGUGUGUGUGUGUGUAUGCGAGCAUGUGUGUGUGGGUGCGAGCGUGUGUGUGUGUGCGUGAGAGUGUGUGUGUGUGUGUGUGAGAGUGUGUGUGUGUGUGUGUGCGAGUGUGUGCGUGAGAGCGUGUGUGUGUGUUUAUGCGAGCAUGUGUGUGUGGGUGAGAGCGUGUGUGUGUCUGUGCAAGUGUGUAUGCAAGCGUGUGUGUGCGAGCGUGUGCGUGAGAGUGUGCGUUUGUGUGUGUGUGUGUGAGAGAGAGCGCGUGUGAGCGUCAUGCGUGUGUGUUUUAUCACAUAAACUGUUGAAUACUUGGCGUCUGUACAUAGGUCUGCUACGACACACACGCUGAUUGUGUUGAAGCUUCAGUGCAUGAAGAAGUUCUGUAAAACCUUUAAGCUGUUUGUUCACGUGACGCCGACUGCAGAUGCACUGCUGAUCAGUUAAACUAGAGACUAGUAAAGCAUCCUGUGUUACACUGCCAGGCUGACCGUCCUGAUUCUUUAGAUUUUAUUUUGCAUGAGUGCUCCCAACUUGUCAGCCUUCAUCUCCUCCUGCCCUGCACGGAUGGAUCUCCCUGUUGUUUCAUGUUAGCGACGGCCCGGACCUGAACGGGGGACGCAAUAACAUGAUUGCAGUCCUCCAUCGGACUCCAGUCACAAGUUCUCAGCUCAUCAGGCUAAUCUCAGGAGUCUGAGGUGGUUUUUAACCAGUUUUCUAUAUUUCUUUCAUUCAUCCCUCUUCUGGAUGUUUUCAGCUGUGAUGAUUUCACAGAAAAUUAUUGAACAAAAGCAGACGAACUCUGUUCAUUGCUUCUGAAUUACUCUAAAGUAAAGAAGCUGAAGAACAUGUUUGACAUGUGAACUUUAGCCUCCGUGUCCCUGCAGAGGUGACGGAUGAGCUCUGUGCAUGUUUUCUUAUGUAGGUGCUCCACGCCCUGCUGCAGACGUGCUAAAAACUCAAUAAACAAAUCAAGUUUGCA
Messenger RNA from Nothobranchius furzeri (turquoise killifish), 4446 nucleotides. RefSeq names its product epithelial splicing regulatory protein 1 (gene esrp1). The record is from RefSeq and is a predicted model, not a curated record. Lineage: Eukaryota; Metazoa; Chordata; Actinopteri; Cyprinodontiformes; Nothobranchiidae. Gene Ontology annotation, molecular function: mRNA binding.